AUGUCCACUAUGCAGCCUCGCACACGCUCUCGCGUGACCUCGACGAAAUCGACGACGAGGACGGGCCCUCUCGCGAGUUUUUCAAAUUCAGCGCAUGCAUAUGGAACCGGUCUUCCAGUCUUGUCCGUGCUGUUCACGAAUUUGAGACUGCUGGAUCUGGAUACUUUGCCGGACUGGCCAGAUGUUAGUCUCGAUACGUUUGCCGGGACAGGAGUGCAAUGGCAGAAGAGGAGGGUGCAUUGUGUUGAGUGGAUUUUGGUGAGGUUAUUCGAACUUUGGGAUGUGGAGGAAGCCUGUGCAAAAUUCAAACCCUUCUUUCCUCCUGCGGACCAAAUACAAUCCGUCAAUCUACGCUCCGCACUCCUCCGAGGCCUCGAAACCGCUAAAAAGAAUGGCGUGCUCGGCCGCGAUACUAUUAUUCGAAAGACCAUGCUCGACGACUGCAAAGGCGAACGGCUCGAAGAAGUUCUGGCCUACUUUUCUACGGCUGUUCUCAAGAAAGUCCUAGAGGAGAAUAUACAGGCGUCCGGUACACAUCCCCCAGUUGCUGUCAAUUUGGCAUUUGAAAAUAGAGGGUAUGAUGGCGACAAUGGCGAGUUGAAUGUCCUGAUACUGGCUUAUAAAACCUCACUAUGCCGGUUUCUGCAUCAGAAAAAUAAUACUAGGGACAUGUUUCGCGACUUUGAAGACCUGCUGGGCGUCAAAGAGAGGGGUGUUGUGCGAAGAAUGGAGGCAAUUCGGGCGAAGGAAGCUGACCCCAAUCGGGAUACGUUGUCCAACAAUGCGAGGGAGGAGAUGAGGCGUUUGGUUCGGAACAACUGGUCUGGAAAUGAGAAUUGGAUGCAGACUUUGAUUUAUGGUGAUUCUGAUGAUAAGGGGACUGGUUUACUGGCUAUGCCGUUUGAGAAGGUCUGGCGAGGAGUUCAACAGCAGCGCUUGGCGGAAUUUGAGGAGCAUUCAGGUGGAUUGUUGGAACAGCUGGAUAAGAGGGUGUGGGCUCAAAGAGAACGGCUAGCGAGGUGGGAUACGUUUCGAAAGGAGACGUUUGGCCAGUUUAUCCAAGGACCCGUAUCUCCAAUGAAGCAGCGAGCUGUCGAGAAGAGACCCGACAAGGGUAUUGACUUUAAAUUUUCUGCACAUACUGAGCUGCAAGUAGGAUGGAGCACCGAUAUUGGCAAGAACCCGACACUUGCGCCGGAAUAUGAAGAUUUGGUGGAGGGAUUACAAGGAGAGCUAUCUCGUAUCAAAGACGUGGAUUCCAACAUCCCUGACUUUGUACGCAGAAGGAACUCUGGACAGCGAUUCAGGGCGUCAUUUGGACACUCCUCAGAUGCCGCUGAGACUGUUUCCGAGAUCAGUGAACUGGAAGACGAGCCAUAUGAACGACUACCAGCAUCUUUUCCUGUUCGGACCAACCGCACGAAACUAGAAAGCCUGCGACGACACCCAGUUAAACCGCAAAUAAUACACUCCGAAGUCUUCAACCAGUCCACCUCGACGGCAAGCUCAGCUUCACCACCCCACGAAGGGUCUCCCCAAAACCAACAAAUCUCCCUGUCCCGAGUCGAAGACUUCGACGAGAUCGAACCACCCCCAUCACCAACCCAAACUAGAGCCGACCAUAUCCUCUCAUCUUUGGACAACGCAUCACCGUCUCCCACAACCCGUUUCAAGCAGCGGCCAACUCUGUCCCUUGCACAACGCACCCGUCUUUCCAUGGCAGGAAACCACUCUCCCUUUCUCGAAGAAGAAACCGAACUGCCGCUCCGACCACCAAUUAGCAACAAAUAUGGUCCCACCCCUCCCUCCGAACCAGAGUCUAAACCGGUGGAUAAUGAGCCCAUGGAUCUAGUUAGCAGGACGCGGCUUAGCAUGGCUGGCUUUGAAAAGGCGCAGAAGAAAGCCCAGCUUGAAAGGAGGAACAGCCUGCGGAAGAACAAGGUUUUGCCGAGAAAGGAGGGCAGCUGCUUCCCAAAGGUGGAGGAGGAGCAGGAGGAAAAAGGGAGGGCAGAGUUGACGGAGGAGUUGAUUCUAGAAGAGGAUGUGGAAGCGGUGUUCAAGUCGAGGCCGAGAAUCAAGGCUAGUCCAUUGGCGAGUCCGAGUAAGGAAUGGGAACAGGAAUGA
Messenger RNA from Metarhizium brunneum ARSEF 3297, 2124 nucleotides. RefSeq lists its product as uncharacterized. Gene Ontology annotation, molecular function: microtubule binding. Lineage: Eukaryota; Fungi; Ascomycota; Sordariomycetes; Hypocreales; Clavicipitaceae. Gene Ontology annotation, cellular component: HAUS complex; mitotic spindle microtubule. Gene Ontology annotation, biological process: spindle assembly. The record is from RefSeq and is a predicted model, not a curated record.